Entrophospora candida is the source of this 336-nucleotide messenger RNA. The record is from the annotation of a GenBank genome assembly. NCBI's taxonomy places the organism in Eukaryota, Fungi, Glomeromycota, Glomeromycetes, Entrophosporales, Entrophosporaceae.
UUCCACCGAUCGUGCUUCAACUGGUUAUAGUCCCAGUUAUUGGCAAUUAUGAUUUAACAAGCUUGAAAUUUUUAUUCUGUGCUACUGCUCUGUUAAGUGAAGAGUCGAGUAAUAUGUUCAGCAACAAAUUUGGUACACAAGAUUAUGGACUUACUGAAACUACACCGAUCAUUACAAUGGAUAGGACUGAUGAUAUCACAAUUGAACUUGGGAUUAACGAACAAGGUGAACUAUGUGUUCGUGGUCCAAACAUUAUAAAGACCACUAAAAAAUGUAUUAGUAAAGAUGGAUUUUUCCGUACCGGAGAUGUUUCUUUUAUUAAUAUUAAUAAAAAUG